Linnemannia hyalina is the source of this 543-nucleotide messenger RNA. NCBI's taxonomy places the organism in Eukaryota, Fungi, Mortierellomycota, Mortierellomycetes, Mortierellales, Mortierellaceae. The record is from the annotation of a GenBank genome assembly.
AUGACAACAACUACAGGAUUGGUGCCCUUGUCGGCCAGACCCAAGGACAUGGCCAUGUUUAUCUACUUUAUCUCCCACAUCCCAGCAACCAUGUUCAUGGAUCUCGUCCCCCUCUACCCCGCCUUCCUCGCACCCCUCAUCCAACCUCUUCUUAAAUUCCAAGACUUUUAUGUCGACACAUUCAGGGACCCUUUCAUGGGCGACAAAUCCUUGAUCUGGUUCAACACCUUCCUUCACUGUGAGGCACUCUUCCAGCUGCCCUUCUUCUUCUUUGCUGCCUAUUCGCUUUACCACAACAAACGCUCAAUCGCUCUCUGGAUCUGUGUCUACUCGGCUCAUGUCAUCACCACCGUCCUCCCCAUUCUCGCCACCCUCAACUUGACCAAGGACGAGAACUUCCCCUUUGCGAUCAGUGAAGGCCAAAAGUUGUUCUUGAACUGCCUCUACACGCCUUGGGUUCUUUUCCCGCUCUGGAUGUUGGUCGAGUCCUUCCAGCGCGUGCGCUCCUUUGAGGCUCAGGGUGCUUCCAAGAAGAAGAACUGA